This is a messenger RNA of Tetranychus urticae (two-spotted spider mite), 2590 nucleotides long. The record is from RefSeq and is a predicted model, not a curated record. Lineage: Eukaryota; Metazoa; Arthropoda; Arachnida; Trombidiformes; Tetranychidae.
UGCUAUUUUCAAUCAGCACCGGUUUUCUGCUCACAACAGAUGAUCCCUCAAAAAAUGUGAUAUUUCUCCUCACCAAUGGUUGGUCAAAGUUGAUAGUCUAUUUUAAUAUAAAUAACCCGAUCUAAUUAGUGUUGAUACUCUAGGUUCUCGUCUGGUGAAAAAUUGACUAAUUAUGGACAUCAGAGGAAAGCCGGAUAAUUCAGCUAACAGUGGAGGUGGCUCUGGUGGUGGUCCUUCCAAUCGAAGAGGGAAAGAUAAUUCGAUAGGUGAAAUUUACGAGCCAAGAAAAGAAGGUCGAAGUCGUCGUGAAGAGAAGAGAGAGGAAAGAAGACGACGAGAACGAAGUAAUGAUCAUAAUCAUAAUCAUCAUCAUCACCAUCAUCACCACCACCAUCAUCAUCAUCGGCGGUCAUCAGCUUCACCGCCUUUAUCACCUCGUGUUACUAUUCUUAAACAUUCGGAGACAUCUUUUUCAAAAAGCAAUUCAAGUCUCCAUAAUCAGCAGUCAAAUACUGUGACAUCAACCCCUCUUACCUCUGGUCCAUCAACUCCGGUCCAUUUGAUACAUUCCCAGAAUCACCAACAAGUGACUCAACAUCAGUCAGUAUCAACACUUUCCCAAGGUGGUAACAGUUUGAACCAAAAUGCUGAAGAAACGAUGACCGAUAUGAUAGAUGGUACUCCAAUCAUCAUGAAAAUCAUCGAUACUGAUACUUGGUCAUUUCUUGAACAUCCUGCCGCUGAUUUUCUUUUUGGCGACGCACAAUCUUCAGGUUCUGGUGGGUUUACUGUAGUCAGUGCCGUAGGAAUGCAAAGUGUUGGUAAAUCGUCAUUGCUCAAUCGAAUUGCGAGAGCAAAUGUUUUCAAAACUCAUAAAGAUCCUAACAAUUUGGAUAAUUUAUUGAGACAUAUUACUCGCGGUGUUGAUCUCCAUGUUACACAGGAGAGAUUUCUUCUAUUAGAUUCUCAGCCAUUAAUGAGUGCCUCUUGUUUAGACGAAUAUAUUAAAAAUGGUUCUGGAGUUUCAAAUUCUAUCCCAGACUCGUCUGAACCCGAAACAAAUGUUUUCAUAACAUCUUUGCAAUUGUUAUGCUUUCUUUUGGCUGUCUCAGAUUAUGUUAUUAUUGUAAACGAUUGGACUAUUGAUAUUAAUUUGAUCAAAUUAAUAGCGACGGCAAUGAUGAUGGUGGGAAAUGAUACAAAUCAAGCUGAGCUUAUAUUCCAAAUACCUGAGAUAAAAAGUGACGAAGAGAAGCAAAAUUUACUUGUAUCAUUGCGAUCGUUUCUAGGAAGCGAAUGUUUUAAUGUUAAAGAAAUUAUCGACGAAAAUGACGCAACACCUAAUUUGGUCAAGUUAUUAUCCCGCCCGACAAUCCAUGAUGAUGAACGAGGUACUUCACGCACAUGUGAAAAAUCAUGGCUAAUCAAUGCGCAAAGAUAUUGGGAGAACUCGAUUCGUAAAUCAACAAUAUUCUCCGAUUAUGCUCGACUUAUGCUCUGAGUAUCGCUUUUUGGUUUGGACUUAUCAUCCCAUUGGAAACGAAUUGAACAAUUUAAAGUUACUUUUGCAAAAACGAGAAUUGGUAUUGCUAUAUCAUCAUCAUCCUCUGUCUUCAUCAUGUUCAUCGUCAUCAACGACCACAUCAUCUCACAAUCAUCUUUCUACCUGUUCAUUUCUAAACGUUUUUCCUAUCAAUUAGUCUAUAGCUUUUUUUUAUCAAAACCAUUAUUUCUUUUGUUUUAACCAUUCAACCAAUUGUUCGUUCUUUAACUGUUUUUAUAUAUUUAUAUAUAAUUAUUAUCUCGUUGCUGAUUUCCUCAUCUUUGGUUAUUUAGCUUUCUGAUUGCCCGUACAAACAUCAUAAAGCUAUUUAACCAAAUUUGAGGACCCAGCUUGACCUCAUCAUCUUAAAUCACCAUAUUUUAAUAACUGCCUGGUCAUGAUUAUACCAACCUUUAAAUUGUUCAAUUCGUUUCCAAUGGGAUGAUAAGUCCAAACCAAAAAGCGAUACCUUAAAUAAAGUUGGAAGUUGUAUCAGAAGCAAUUCUUAUCUAUUGAAAUGUGCCUCUUUCUUGUCUGCCCAUGGUUUGAAAAGUUGAAUCAAUGUGAAUAAUUAUUCAAAGCGAAUUGGUCCAAGUUUAAUGCAACUAAACUUUGCUUCAUAUUACACUAAUUUAAUUUACGGUGGUGUUUUAACAUCAAGAAAGAGUUGCACCAUCAAAGAUUGUUAAUCUUUUGCUAUAACUUGAAAAUGCUCAAUGCUUCUAAACUAACUGUAUCUAUGACUUUGUCUAUGACUAUGCUUCUCAAAAAAGGCUAAAGGAAACUAAGAGACGAUUAAAGUUGAACAAGGAAUGGAUAUGGAAAGGAUAUGAAUGCAAUAAGAUGAUAAAGCCAAUGAAGAGAAAUAUUAACCGUAUUGAUUCUUCGGCUUUUUAAAGUUAACAGUGCAAACAAUAUUAAUAUAAUGCGUCUCAUCAUUUGCACAACUUCUCUCCAUCAAGCCUCCUUGAUUCUAGUUGGUCUUGAUGGCUUAAAUUGAUAGAUGAAAUCAAAUUAGAUUAGCUUUAUUAAAAUGAUUUCGAUGAA